This is a messenger RNA of Seminavis robusta, 1122 nucleotides long. The record is from the annotation of a GenBank genome assembly. Lineage: Eukaryota; Bacillariophyta; Bacillariophyceae; Naviculales; Naviculaceae.
AUGGGGAACAUACACUCCAGCAGCGAUCAUGAUGAAGAAGAAGAGAGCCCACCACCACCGCCAAGACCUUCCAGAACGUCUCUGUGCACAUUUCUUUUGGGAGGCCCCAUGCCGGCAACUCCCGGGAUAAUUCCUCUGUGUUGGGAUGAACUAUUGGAUUGGGCAGAUGAUGCCACGUUCCUAGCCGAAGUGGUACACCAGAGAAAUGCUGCAAUUAGUCAACAACUUAGAGGCUCUACAGCUGCUAGUAGUACAGAACAAGGACGAGCCAUCCAUAUCAAGAGAGGGAUACGAUUUGUACCUUAUGUGUCUUUACACGAAACAGAAGAUGCUCUCAGGAAGCUAGCCUCCCAAAGCUACAUGGAAAGAGCGCAGUUCUACCAAGAAUCGGUUCUGGUGGCAGUGGAGGAUGUUGAGAAAACAGAAAUUCUAUGCCUUACGUCUCUGUUUCAAUUCUGCCGCUAUUACACUUUGAUUCGCCGGCUAGCGGAUUCGUAUGAGAUGGUCCUGGAGUAUCCACCCACGGGAGCUACGCUGACAGCAGCACCACCAAUUCACAAUGGCCCAGAGGAACAGUCACCGAUUGGUGCUUUAUUGGGGGGCGAUGCUACUAGCCUCGAAACAGAAGACAAAGAGCCAUCAACCACGCCACUCUUAGCUGGCGAUGAGCAACCCUCCGAUGGACCACUAGAGCUCGAUGAAUGCGCCAUUUGCUUUGACAAGACUGAAGACUCUGUGCUGAUGUGCUGUUCUCAUGCUCUGUGUGCGGAUUGUGAAAAACGAUGGGUUCGCAAACACCUUUGUUGCCCAUUCUGUAGGCAAUCCUUCUCCUCAGUUAAGGAAGCCGUCCAGACGCAGUGGCAACUGGGUGUCAAGGCUGUCCCUGUCGAUCAAGUGCUCGACGAUGUCAGGUCAUUGGAGUCCACCAUUGCACAUUUCUGGCGUCGACAUAUCCAUGAAAAGGAUAGCAGCUCGCUGCCAUCCAUCUUGGAAGAGAAUUACGUUGCAAGACCCAAAGCCAUCCAAAGUUGCGCCGCAGUCGUAGUGGGGGAGGAGUUGGAUGAAUUUGUAGUGAUUGAAGAGCUGUCGCUGUCUUGUGCCCUUUCAGCGGGAUACGCGUAG